UCAGCACCGGCUCCUCGGACGAGUCGCGAUUUCGGCCUCGCCCUGAGUGGUCUGAAGGUCCGCAGGGAAGCAGCGGGCACAGAACGCAGCGUUUCGGUUCUCACAAGCGUUCCAAAGCGCUUCCCAGCUCCUCUUGUGGCAGCAUAAAGUCAAAUACUCGGGGGUGUAAACGGGCAGUAACAGUGGUUCUGAGAAAUGGACGAGAGCACUUUUCAAGCUUAUGAAGAAGAAAUCCAGGCACUGGAAGAAGAAAUUAGGCUGUUGACAGAAAAGUAUGAAGAUAUCCGACAAGAAUCCACCUUCUUUUCUGAGGAGGAGAUACUGAAGUCAAUAAAAUCAUUCCAAAGAGAAACUCAGGGAGAAACCAGAGGACAUGAAUCUCCAUCAGACCUGAAAGCUCAGCUUGAAAGUCUAGAAACAGAUCUCUCAUUUUUAAUGGAGUUUACUGGGUUUCAUUUCACAAGUCAUUCCAAGAAAACAGUGGAAAAAACUAAAGACAGGAUGGUGCAGAAGCAUAGAUUAUCAGGGAAGUGUUACUCCCUGUCUUUUCAACUGGAAUUCCAGCUUCUUGAAAUGCAGAACAAUGAGAAAGUGUCUGCCGUUGUUAGUGAUCUCAGCAUUAUAAUGGAAUCCAGAGAAGAUUCAAAUGUGAGCAAGUUUGUUUCAAGCACUGAAGAACGUGGAGAUCUUCUAACAUUUUUCAGAAGCCUUUUAACCUAUGCUGAGUGGCAUGAGCAUCGUAGACGGACCUUCCUGCAUUUCAAGGCCAAGUAUCCUGACAUUGUGACCCUUCCAGAAGGACUGCUGGGAGAUUUUAUCAUUCUAAAGAACCCCAAAAUUUCUGGGUUUGAAUUGAUGAUUGUCUGGAAGAUCCAUCUGGAUAAAGAAGGGACCACGACACCUGUCCUGGAUCUUCUGCCCAAGGCACCAAAGCAAGUCCUGGAGCAGAGGAUGAGUGUGGAGAGCAUCCCUGGCAGGUUCCGGAGCGCGCUUCGGCUCUUCGGGAUCGAGGCAGCCAUCGAGAACCUGAUCAAAGUGGUGGGCUCAGAAAAAUGAAUGCCAGCAUUACUUACACCAGGCAGCAAUUUCAAAAGUAGUUUUAAUUAAGAUAUUGUGUUACACAGUCUAUAAUUUUAUUGAAUAUAAACAUUAAGUUAUUUUCCAUUUAGAAACCAUACUCAUAAAACAUGCUAUCUGUACAAUUAUGGCACGUUAUAUAUAAAUUGUCAUGACAUGAAAAUAAAUACAGCCAUUUAAAUACAAAAAUGCCAAAUAAAAUAGUUACAUGUACAGAGUGAUUUCAUUAUAAAUUUAUCUUUCUGAAUCAUCAAUGUACCAGAGUGGUUUAUCUUCUUAACAUUUUCUAGAUACCUGGAAAUUGUUAAAAGAUCAUGCACUGUCAAAAUCAAGUCCAUAAAAAUCCAUUUCAUUUCACAGCUCUGUUAAAGUACAGUGAUUUUAAAAUGACAAGAGAACAGUAAGAGACUCCUAGAACAAAGAGUUAAAUAGUUUACUCAUUAAAUUAGGGUCGAAGAAGACAAUUUGAAGAUUUCAAAGACGUAACAAUGCUAAAAAACCCAAAGGUAACUGUAUGAAGUAACUUUGUUCCACGAGGUGAGUGUUGAAACAGCGUUAAUCUAACCCAGAGAGGCCCAUGACACCCCUGGGAACAGGUGAGUCACCUCCUGCCCACUGCAGCACCUCCUUUGCAUUUCUGACUUCCAUGAGGAAAUUAUGGUAACACAUUAGCCAAGCAUCACCUUUCACACAUUCAUCC
Messenger RNA from Pseudopodoces humilis (Tibetan ground-tit), 1777 nucleotides. It is a transcript of the gene CENPP, whose product is annotated as centromere protein P. Gene Ontology annotation, cellular component: chromosome, centromeric region; nucleus. Gene Ontology annotation, biological process: CENP-A containing chromatin assembly. The record is from RefSeq and is a predicted model, not a curated record. NCBI's taxonomy places the organism in Eukaryota, Metazoa, Chordata, Aves, Passeriformes, Paridae.